Molecule: messenger RNA, 9698 nt
Organism: Porites evermanni
Lineage: Eukaryota; Metazoa; Cnidaria; Anthozoa; Scleractinia; Poritidae
Source: the annotation of a GenBank genome assembly
UACAGAAGGUACCAGAUUACCUGGGCAAGGCGGUUGGAAAAGAGCUGGGCAAAGACGAGGCUUUGCAAAUGUUGCAAGGAAUCAAGGUCAGUAAGGGAUGGUCAGUUAGAAAAGUUAUUGGGGGGGGGGGAGGUGCGGAAUUCCAAAGCCCGUGAGUUUUCUAAUGGUCCAUCCCUAAUCUACAGCUAUAACUCCCAGUUAGAGCUGGUGAAAGGAAUCUUCGCACAUUGUGUAAUCAACAGGGUCCGUAUGGACGACAUUAAAGCACUGUGGGCGAAAAUUUAAUGAGUGGAAAAUAUUUUAGUGGGGGUGGGGGGGAGGGAGGUGGGCUAAGCACGUAGGGGAUAGGGAGGAAUUGAAAAAAGGAAGGGGUUGGGAUUGAGAUUCCCUUUCGCGCUUUUCUCCUUCCCCUCUCCCCCUCCCCUUUUUGCGCCUGCCACGCAGGCUAAGAGAGGCUCGGAUUUCAACCGUAUGGCCUGACCAUACUGAUCAUACUAGCUGUGAUUGAAACCCGGGGACCGACCAUUUCUCGAUGGUUUUAACGCCCUUUUGGGCCCAGACAACUACUUUAUGGGUGCAGUGAUGUGAAUGAAUAAAUAAAUGAAUGUUAAAAAGGCGUUAAACUCUAUGGCAGCGUUAAAAUUUGGUACCCACGCACAGUGCCCGACCACGGUACUCGCUGGAGACUGAUAUGAGCACACCCUUUUGUCAAGUACCCUUUUGCCACCCUUUUGCCAAUAGUGGGCACCGGGUCCCUGUGUGUACACCGUUUUUGUCCGGUGUGGGGCAGCCAUUGCUUUGUACUCGCCAUUAAGCUCAUGGUGUUUCAAAAUGGCAUCUGACAGGGCGAAAUACAGUAACUAUGUACAGAGUCACAUAUCGGGUACUCAAGGUGUGAACAUAGCACUAUUUUGUGCCAGGACCCAGGCACUGGUUCUCGGGCACACAGUGUGGACAGCCCCUAAGGCUCUGUGGACAUUUGGUUCCCGGGCAAGGUGCCUGACUGACGGUACUCGCUGGGCGCUGAUGUGUACACACCUUUUUUUUUCAUGAAUUCGGGUACAGUGAUUCGUAUUUUUCAAGUGACUUUUUUCUACCCUCGUCGGCCUCAUGGCUGCAUAAGGACCCUAAUACAUACAGAGUGGACAAGCGUGUAGCCUGCGAUCAUGCCUGUAUCUCCAUCUCUUCAUCCCCUUCCGAAAAAAAGACAAUAAAAUAAAUAAAUUAAAUAGUAGCGCCUAUUUGCUAGCCUGCGUAGCAGGCGCUUGGAAGUAGUGGGUGCAAGAAAGAGCGAGCACGCGAGAGGGAGACACGCGCGCCCGCUUUUUCUUAGGCCUGCUACGUAGGCUACCUAUUUGCAGGGUUUCAGCGCACAGCAGACGUCUCUUAAUUCCAUUUUUCAAUGAAAUAUGAUAGAUAUGACCCACAGACUAAGGCUGUGUUCACUUUUUACCGGAUAGCUUCACGUGCCGACACGAAGAGCUAUAGUAUAGUGUGAACACCUAUCCGAUAUGUGACUUCACUUUAGAGAACAGCGUGGCGCAGCAUCGCUGCGUUACAGAAAUCGCGCUGAAAUCAUCGUUAUUAUGCGUGAACAGAAGCCCUAUCCGGUAUGGUUUUCGUGCCGACACGAAGAGCUAUCCGGUAUAGUGAACAUCUGAUCCGAUAUGUGACGCUUCACUUUAGAGAAAGCGUGGCGCAGCAUCGCUGCGUUACAGAAAUCGCGCUGAAAUCAUCGUUAUUAUGCGUGAACAGAAGCCCUAUCUGGUAUGGUUUUCGUGCCGGCGCAAAAGCUAUCCUGUAUAGUGUGAACACCUAUCCGAUAUGUGACUUCACUUUAGAGAAAGCGCGGCGCAGCAUCGCUGCGUUACAGAAAUCGCGCUGAAAUCAUCGUUAUUAUGCGUGAACAGAAGCUCUAUCUGGUAUGGUUUUCGUGCCGACGAAAAAGCUAUCCGGUAUAGUGCGAACAUAGCCUAACACUUGAGUUGUUCUUUUAUUCGUCUGAAAGUUGCGCCGCUCACAUGAUGAACUUUUCUUUUUCAUCAGCUCUAUGCUAAAGAUCACCCCGGAGUUAUCCUGCUUGAUCCACUGGAGCCAGUUUGUAAUUUGCUUGACAGAACAAGAAGUUACCAGGUCAUGAAAGAAUGUGCAAUUACUUCAGAGAAAGGUAACGUUUGAAUUAGUCUGCAAGCAAGCUCUUCAUUUGGGGGAGACGCGAGAAGUCACGCGAGAACAACACGCAAAAGGAGGCGCUCGCCAUAAUAGACCUCUUAAGGUUGUAUGUUUUGUUCCCAAUGUAGAUCAUGUGAUAAUAGUAAAGAGAACUGUCUCCUUCAAUUUUCGAAUUAUUCCCGGCAUAUGUACGCAUAAUUUCUGAAAGGAGAAAGUGUCAAAUUCCCCUGAGACCUGUUUUAGGAAAACAAAACGUACAAGCUAAAGAGGUCUAUUGGAGAGCUUGUUCGCAGCCUCGCACGCUACAUUUGAAUGUAACUUUAACUUUGUCAUACGCAAUUAAACACAAAAAAUGUUAACUUUUGUAAGGAUCUGAUUUAAAUCUCCCGCCUUAAAUAUAUUUAAUGCUCAAAACGUAAAAAACUACCUUCACUUUGCCGGAUGUAAAUCACUUGUUUUUCUUAAUAUUCUCAGCCCUCAAGGAUUUUGUUUUCAUACUGCUUUCUGUUUUUAUGUGUUUCCUGACUAACCGGGAAACUUAAGCUCAAGCUAAUGCGUCAUUAUUUUCUUAACUUCCUUACUUUGUUGUCGGUUAUCUUCCCUGAGUUAUUUUUCUUAUGUCUGUUUAUACUUUCCCUCCUCAUUUAUUUUAUUUUAGGGAUAAGGGCGGUGGUGCCUAAUUUUGUACAAAUUGACGUGUUGGAUAUUAAAGAAAACUUGAUGAAAAUAGAGAAAGCAGGUGUUUCGUUUCCAAUGAGUAAGUUGACGUUAGUUCGGUGUUGUAAGUUAUUAUUCUCUUUAUUCUAUAUUCCUGAUAACGAUUAUGACAAAGAUUUAAUGUAAAGGUUCUAUCGCUAUCUAAAUGUUUUUAAGCAAAUACAAAGGGAGUUCAUGUUAAUAACCUUAUAGUUCAUGUUAGUUUUGAUUUUCUCCAGUUGUCUUGUCAAAAAAACUUAUAAACGUGCGAUUUUUGGAGCAAUAAAGAGAGUACAGUAAAGUUUUUUCCGCUUGCGGGUCACAUGACAUUCUCGUCCUGUUGUCCACCUACGAACUCUCGCAAAACAAUACUUUAACAUAAAAGAUAACCUGCGUAGCAUGCGCUAUUAAACAAUUUUUCCUUGAGCCCGAAUGGGCUCUGAGUCAAUGGCCCUUGAGGCCGAAGGCCGAAUGGACCAUUGACUCAGAGGACAUGAGGGCGAGAGGAGUAAUUGUUUUAGUAAAAUUUAACUAGUUGGUCAAAAAUGUAGAGACAAAACAACUUUAUCUAGUUAAAGCUAGACUUUAAUCCUUUUUUGCCGCCAAAAAGCCGGCGCUUUCCGCUACUAGUGGGCUAUAACAUAUAGCCUAGUAGUAGCUCAACCAAUCAGAACGCGGCAUUGAUAAUAGACCACUAGUUGGAUUUUUCUAAAAAGCAAUAUGGGCUCAAAAAUGAACGGGGCGCGCACGGGGAGACACGCCAGGGGCUCUCUCCUCGUGUGCCUUCCUCGUGCGCCCCGUUCUUUUUUGCACCCAUAUUAUUUUUUAUCUGUCUGCUACAUAAAACACCUUGGUCAGGGAUCGAACAGCUGUAUAAAAUUACUUAGCAGAUAACUAGUGUAAAUGGACCGUGAGGUUCACUCAGGCGCGACAUAGCGGCCGGAAGGACUGAGUGGGGAGUUUUUCGUAGAGAGGUCACCUGAUUGGAAAAGAGAAAUAAAGGACUUUGGACCGGAAGGUCCAACGUACCUCCCCGCUGGAAGAGGAGCGUUGGUUGACGACACUAAAAACGGUUGCUAUGGAGACAAGAAGUCCCAGUAAUCGAAAACCAGUUUUAUAGUAAGCCUUAUUAUCAAUUGGUCUGUACGUUGGUUUACUUUAUAUUGCUUAUUUCAGUUUCUAAGCCAGUGAUUGCUGAUGGAUCUGAUGUAUCUCAUAAGGUUAGUCGUAUUCCCUGACUCUAUUUCAGUUCCUGCGGGGUAGUCUCGUUGCCCAGGACUCUUGUCCAGCUCUGAUCUCUGAUCUCUGAUCUGCAGAGGCCACUUGGUGUCAUACGGGUAGGCUGGGGAGAGGGAAAAUGAAAUGAAAGCGCGAGGUGAACAAUUUAUCAUAAUCCACCGCCUGUUUUCGUCGUAGGAAUUACAGUAAUACUGCUAUUUGUAAUUACAGUUACGAUUAUUAUAGCGUUUAAGUGGCACAAAAAGCACGGUACAAGAGAUUUGCAACAAAACUUUUGCGUAUUCCUAUUCCGGAAUACGAUCAAUCGAAGUAAGCUUUCUCGUACGGAAUCGCUCGCUACGCGGGAUUCUUUGGCUCCUAACUACUUUUUUUUUGUAACAUGGAUAGAUUAUUCGAGCUACUUAUUGUCAUUUCAGAUGGCGGUCAUAUUUAACAAAGAAGGGCUGAAGGAUUUAAUGCCGCCAUGCGUUAUUCAACAGUUUGUCAACCACGACGCAAGACUGUUCAAGGUUGGCCAGUUUUAAAUAUAUCUGACCUACUUAUAAUUUUGUCAUUUCUUAUAUAAGAGUGCUAACUCUUCCAAGGACCAUGAUAUCAUGCCUUCGGUAAUAUUUACGUUCAACAUUAGAUUGGUUUACAUUGAGUAUUUUCCGGGUGGGAUAAGAUGCUUUGUAUCGGGAAAAUGGGUAAAACUGCGUGUGUGACCGCUUCUUCCCGAGAUAUUUUAACUCGCGUUUCUGAGUCACCCUAUAAAACAUCCAAUCAUGCAGAAGAGUGGUUAUAAAAUUAUCUCGCGCAAAAGGUGUACCGCCGCGGCGUGGCCCACGGUAAACGGAAAUCUUGAGUGCCGCCUUUAUAUCGGGAUCUAAAACAGUACAAAUAAUGCCGAUAAUGUAACGCGAGAAAAGUACCAUGGAACAUUGCUUCUCUCACGGGGUGACGACCACUACUGUAAAGUAAUUUAGUUUGUUGAUAAAAUCAUCUAAUAUUUGUAAUUUUCGUCCGCCAUACAGGUUUAUGUGGCAGGUAAUCAUCGGUAUAUUGUUCAACGGCCAUCAAUAAAAAACUUCUACAACACUGGUGGUACGUGCAUGUGACACAUUUUAAUUAGGAAUUAAGAUUAAAAUCAUAAUUCAUAAUAUUGAGAAUAUUACGAGAAAUUUAUAUCGAAAUUAAUAUAUAAUUCCGAUUCCGCGUAGUUCCCUUCGGGCGGGAGAAGUUUGGAAAAUACUAAUUGCAGAGAAUUGAUUGUUUGACUUGUAUUCCUUAUUCUUGUGAGCAUUGACUGAUUUUGAAUCGAUUGGAAAAGGACCAUAAGUUUUAUGUUUCUCAUAACUACAAAUCCCGCUCUAUUAUUGGUCAGAACAAGUAUAUUUCCUAUUUCUAUAGCACGCGCCUGACGUCAUCAUGCACUUUCUUUUUCAAAACCAUGACGUCACCAGCAAGAGUAGUAUGUGCCCACGUCGUGAGAGAAUAAACGAAGCACUUGUUUUUCGUGAACUUCUUGAGUUGUAUAGUCCCUUGGCAAUUUGCCGAGAACAAAAGUUGACUUCCAUCUUAAUUUGACGUCUUUGUCUUGCGUAGAAAUUUCUCCUUACAGAAUGCAACAGUUGUCAUAACGCUCAAAUUACCGCGUUAAAAGAUGAUUUGUUGUGUGACAGGACGCCGCAGACUUUGCUGUUUUUGUUGAGCGACAAAUCGCGCGAUCGUCCUUAUAAACAGCCCUUAAUUUUGGCUAGUUCGUGCGCUAUAUAAGGUCAACUCGUAGAGCUUGGGCUACCUGAGCUCAAAUGAUACCGUUUAAAAGUCUUUUUCUGUUUGUUUUUACAGCCAAGGAUAGGGAAACAAUAUUCUUUUUAUCGAACGAAAUGUCGAAAUCUUAUUCAGCCUCCUAUCUUCACAAGGUAAGCCUAGUGCAAUUGAAUUGUUUUGUUAACUCUGUUAGAAAAAGGUAGUGAUCAGCGCUUGGUAUGCAUACCUUCUCUCGAUGCCGUCAUCCUCGUCUUCAUCAUUGUUUUUUUUUGCGUUUAGAUUUUCUUCUUUUCUUUCUCUUUUGUAGACUUUUACUCUAUUAUUUUGUUGUCCAGGCUUAUCUGUCUUUCUUCUCUUUGUUCUUUGUUCACUUGUUUUUCGUUUUACCAUUUUGCCAUCUCUCUUCCCUUCUGUUCUCUUCCUCUUUUUCCUACUAUACUUGUCCUUACUUAGUCAGAUCGAGUUUCGCUAGUAGUACAUCGGCCGACAAUGCGUCCUUCCAGUAGGUAGCAACCAACCUCGUUCCCAGGGUUCUCUCCUAUUCCGGCGUCCUUACGAGUAGAAGAGAACCCUGGGAACGAUGUUACAUGGGUAGCAACAAGUGUACUGGUAGUAGGCUAGAGCUCCUGCUGAAUUGCGACCUUUCAACUGGGGGUUAGUAGUUUGCAAUAUAAUCUUUGUACAGAUUGUUGGUAGAGGAAAUAUGAGUAAAAUACGGCUCGUGCUUUGGAAUUAGCUCACCCACACGUGGGUUCGGAAAACUUUUUCUAGCUGAUGAUAGAAUGGAAAAACAACGUGCAAUUGUCUAUCGCCAUUAUUUUCUCAUUGAAUAAACCUUUUCAGUUAAACCUAAAUGCUGUUUAUGUAAAGCAAAUGUUAGUUUUUUUUCGAAGCGUAACUUUUCAACUUGGUUUGUUUAAUAGUUAGAUGAAGAUGACGAUGAAGACAGCUCUGUAUAUCCUGAUGACAAACUUGUGUCGGACCUUUUAGAUAAACUAGAACGAAAACUGGUAAGGUCACUGAAUUGUUUGUGAGCAUACACGUCUUCUUGAAAAGAAUCCAAUGUCUUAAAAAGGUGCGCGAGAUGAUGAAGGUUACAGGGAUACCACCUUUUCACUAUAGCGGAGAAAACGUUUCUACAAGCAAAUGACAAAUUAACGUGCCGUAUUCAUUUUUAGGCCCAGUUUAUAAAUCGCACUUCUGUCGUCCGAACUUAAUUGUUGAAUUAAGUUUGACAAAAGUACGGCAGAGGCACGAUGUCUGAAGAAAAAUUUUGACUUUGGUUUGGCAGAGCAAAGUUCGCGGACAAGCUCUGCUGCACGACUGAUGCUACACGACUCUGGCACGGCAGUGAUUCAAACGCCGUGCUUGUUAAGUGUGUCGAACUAAAUUCAUAAAUUUUGGAAACUGUAUUUUCUCGGGAUUUGUGAUCAUGAUUUUGUUUCGGUUACCACUGACUUGAUACUACUUACACGGAAAUGGAGUUCGACUCUGGCUCGACGUCUGAAUUCAUGCUUUUGUCACGCUUCUGUACGUAUAACCCAGUUAUCAUUAAGUUCGGCACGUAGCCUGCGUAGCAAGCGUUUCCGCGCGAGUUCGUCGAGAUAGUUGGGACAAGAGCCAAAAAAAAAAAAUGAAUGACCUCCACUCUAACUUUCGCACAAUAACUCGAUUGGAAACGCUUGCAACGCAGGCUAUUCGGCACGGUAUGCAGAAGCAGGAUUUAUGGAACUGUAUUUAGUGUCUAAGAGUGCAAAUGUGAUGGCAUCCAGAUCUGAGAGCAUUUAGUGUCUGGAAAUUAGAGCGUAACAUUUUUUAUUUUUCUUUUUAAAUCAGAAUUUGACAUUGUUUGGUAUCGACUUGAUCGUUGAAAAAGGAACAGGGCAUCAUCUUGUAGUCGACAUCAAUUAUUUCCCUGGUAAGAGAAAUUUUUGUGUCUUAAAUGCACGGAAAUAAAAGAUAAUAAUGAUCAUGAAUAAUCAAAGAUUUAGAUGAUAAUGGAAAUUUUCUUUAUGUUUUUGAAUGUACAGUUGUAAAUUUCGCUACGUAUAGGCAAUUUACAAAUGCUGCCUGAGACUGCAUUAUUCAAAAAAAAAAAAGGAAAAGAAGAAGAAAAAAUCAAAAUUGCAUUAAGUCUGGGCUAUCCCUAUUCCUGUUUCUACAACAAAAGAUGUAAUAUGUUGCUCUAAUGGCUAUAUUUAUCAUUUUCUUGAUUACAUAAAGUUGCUGCUUUUUGUUAAUGCCAAUGUCAUUCAUCAUGUCUAAGAACGUGGAGCAUUCGUGGGAGAAAACGCCAAGGGAGCUCAAGGAGAGAUUUACAAAUUUCACACUUCUGUAAUUUCUACUCAUUUCUUUGAUCAACUUCAGAUAUUUUUCUUUUUUAGGCACUGCAUUGUUAUUAAGGUUAGACUUGAAAGCAAGGACUUGGACUGGAUAAUAAUAACGAUAAUAAUAAUAAUAAUAAUAAUAACAAUAAUAAUAAUAUAAUUAUCAUCAUUAUUAUCACCACCACCCCCACCACCACCACCACUACCAUCAUCAUCAUCAUCAUCACCAACAUCAUCAUCGUUAUCACCAUUUUCAUUAUCAUUAGCAGCGCUUCGAUGUGAAAACUGACUGUUAUUAAUCAUUUAUCUUUGGUUCGAUGUUUAGGCUACGAUGGUGUGCCCUCCGCUCCGGAAAAAAUCACAAAGUAUGUGCACGAGUUGCUCGACGAAUCCUUCAAAAGAGAACAACUGGAAGUUCAAAGAGCCUUUUGACAUCUUAGAGGAGGCAUUAUAAAAGCUAAAUCUCGAAAAAUGUCUUCACCAAGCAAAUGAACGAAACAAUAGCCGUGCAUCUACAUCGCAUCCAUGUGUGGCUACUUCAGGGAGUGUGCAGCAAUAAAACUCCACAUUAGGUUCUUAAGCAGUCAUCUUGUUCCACAGCUUAGCGGCGGAGGUGAAGACUACGUCUAAACGUUGUUUGACGUCAAGAAUUCGCUCACAUGGAAACUAUCGCCUGUUCCACAGUUCCAUACAUUUGGGCGCUUGAAAGUUUAUCAAUCGUCUUUGCUAGGACAAGCUAUACCCUAUUAUUUCUUUAUCGAGUGAUCUUUACCCUUCACUUGUGAGACCUCUGGCUAGCAAGAGACAAAACUUUCUAAAUCAACGGUGAAUCUUGUGUUUUCUCUUGAGAGUGACUGAGUUAUCUAUCAGCUUUCUCUCAUAACAGGGCAGUCACCUGGAUUUGCCGCUGCCACAACUUUUGAGAAGGCGGAUAAUUUAACAGUGAGGAAGUUCUUUUCUUUAUAUUUUUCCUUUCGUUUCCUAUCAAAGUCGCUUGGAGUCAUGCUAAUACAUAUGGAAGCCGAGGGAAACCUCGGCCCGCGGCACUUAGUCAGACUUAGUGGCAGCCCUGUUAAAUUCUUCUCCCUCUUUUUAAAUUUCUAACUUACGUUAGUGUAAAUGUUAAUUAUUUAAUACAAAAUUUAUAUUUGAUAUAAAUAUGGACGGUUCAUUAAAUAUACAAUUUUGGAGUCAUUACAUUGUUGGAGAGUAAUGAUCACCUCAUUUCUAGCUUUAAUAAAAGGUAAAAAUUUCUUUUCGUAUUUUUUGGUAUAUAACAUGUUUUUACCUAUUAAAACUAGUUUUUCCUGUGAUGUUUGAUCGUGAGUUUUUUGCGAAGGUUAAUAAAAUUUAUACCAACCCGAAAUAUAUUUAAGAGUUACUGUUAAGGGGAAAGAGCCCUUGAAUAAGUCGAUGUCAUCUUUGAUUUUAUUGCUUCUCGUUGUUUGAAAAAGCAAGGCAACCGUUUUGUGACUUUUUUUCCAAGGAUUUAUAUUAUCGUGGUUUAUUUAU